Colletotrichum acutatum is the source of this 833-nucleotide messenger RNA. RefSeq names its product DASH complex subunit Dad2-domain-containing protein. Gene Ontology annotation, cellular component: mitotic spindle pole body; DASH complex; mitotic spindle. The coding region runs from base 81 to 521 and encodes 146 amino acids. The transcript is spliced from 3 exons. Lineage: Eukaryota; Fungi; Ascomycota; Sordariomycetes; Glomerellales; Glomerellaceae. Gene Ontology annotation, biological process: attachment of spindle microtubules to kinetochore; mitotic cell cycle. The record is from RefSeq and is a predicted model, not a curated record.
CAGCUUUUCCCAACUCGACCCCGAAACACAACGACCUUCUUCCGAACGUAAAGCGACAGACUCAUCUGCCACCUUCAGAUAUGUCCUUCCCGACUCGAUCACUCUCGACUCGACUCCCGGGCGCGGGGUCGCAAAACGCUUCCGCGGGCCCGUCGCCCAUGCUGGUAGCGCGCAUCGCAGAAAAGAAGGCAGAGCUGGAGCACUUGAAGGAUCUGCGCGAUCUCAGUGCUGCCGUCGCAGGCCAGAUGGAAGCACUGGAGCAGAAGCUGUCAACGCUUUCUGAUGGCACAGAAGCGAUUGCCAUGGUUAUUAGCAACUGGCAUAACGUACUGCGCGCUAUCAACAUGGCAUCCGCCCAACUUGCCAAGCCGCCUCCGCAAGAAGAAUCGUUGGAAUCGGAGGGACCCAGCAUGUCUCUGCCGCAGACACUGGUUCGCAUUCCGACAGAACACGCUCCGACGCUCCAGGCACAAGCCGAAAACGCAGCAGAGAAUGCAGAGAGCAGCAUGACUACGCCAUGAUAACAGUUCACGAGCGACGGGUCUUUGGCCCGAAAAGCAAAAUAUCCCUUAUGAAGCCGCAGCUUUCAAACCGGAGGUACUUUUGGUCGCUGACCACGUCAGCGCAUGUGCUGCAGCAUGCACGACCAGGCUUCUGGAGGUGCCUACACAAUAUGGUAGAUGCACAAAGAGAAGCCACCAUUGGCUAAUGGGCCAGAACGAUACAGAAGGAAUCUAAGGUAGCCUUGGAAGCUCGCUCACGUUGGAACCGUUGUCGGCAGCUACCAGUUUGUGGCAUGCCCAAGUGUUGGACGGAAAGCUACACCUCUUAGC